AUGGAAAAGGUGUUUAGGAUUAUUCCUUGUAGUGAGGGGAUCAAAGUGGUUUUUGCACCGCAGAUGAUGAAAGGUCGUGCAACAAGACGGUGGGAUAGUUCUUUGAACCUUAUGACCAACCAAGAGAUUCCAAUACACUCAGAGCACUUUAAGACCACUUUCUUGGAUAAGUAUUUCCCGAAUAGCUUGAGAACUCAGAAGGAGUUCGAGUUUCAACAACUCAGACAAGGUAUCAUGUCGGUGACUAAGUUUGUCGAGAAGUUUGAGAACAUGGUUGUAUACUUCAGGAAAAUUGUGUAUGCUUUAAAUGAGAAGUGGAAUGUGAACCAAUUUAUGUUUGGACUUAGAGUUGAGAUUACUCACAAUGUAUCUCAAAGAGAGUUUAUUACUUAUGCUGAAUUGUUGAGGCAAUGUUAUAUUGCUGAAGAUAGUUUGAAAAGAGUUUGA
Molecule: messenger RNA, 447 nt
Organism: Lathyrus oleraceus (garden pea)
Lineage: Eukaryota; Viridiplantae; Streptophyta; Magnoliopsida; Fabales; Fabaceae
Exons: 1
Coding region: 1-447 (148 amino acids)
Source: RefSeq, a predicted model, not a curated record